UACGUUUCAGUAGAAGCGUAGUACAUGGCCGGUUUCUGUGAUUUCACGUGAAAUUUCCCACGUAAGCUACGUAAAAGCAGGCUCCUCUGCAGCGUCACUUUGAAUGAAAGGAGCGCUCAGUCCGAAGCUCAGUCAGAGGAGCGCAUCACCCGCAGCCGCUCGGGACUGGAGAAGUUGUGGCUUUUUUAACUUUCCUCCUCCGCAAUGGCUGAGCAUCUUCUACAUUACAACGAUUCUGCGGGGGUUGGAAAUAGAUUCGCCCGAAAAGGAGCUUUGAGACAGAAGAAUGUGCACGAAGUGAAGAACCACAAGUUUACUGCAAGGUUCUUCAAGCAACCGACGUUCUGUAGUCACUGUACAGAUUUCAUAUGGGGGUUUGGGAAACAAGGAUUUCAAUGCCAAGUUUGUUGUUUCGUGGUCCACAAACGGUGCCAUGAGUUUGUCGGCUUCUCCUGUCCUGGUGCCGAUAAGGGUCCUGACACAGAUGACCCCAGAAGCAAGCACAAGUUCAAGAUCCACACAUACGGCAGCCCCACGUUCUGUGACCACUGUGGAUCGCUGCUGUAUGGGCUUAUCCACCAGGGGAUGAAAUGUGACACCUGCGACAUGAACGUGCACAAGCAGUGUGUAGUCAAUGUGCCCAGCCUGUGUGGGACGGAUCACACUGAGCGUCGCGGCCGCCUUUUCCUCAAGAUCGACGUCAGUGGGGAUAGGCUACAUGUCACAGUGGGUGAAGCCAGGAAUCUGAUUCCCAUGGAUCCAAAUGGUUUAUCAGACCCCUAUGUCAAACUCAAGCUCAUUCCAGACCCAAAGAACGAGACCAAACAGAAGACCAGGACCAUCCGUUCCUCUCUCAAUCCCUGCUGGAACGAGUCCUUCACCUUUAAGCUGAAAGCAUCAGAUAAAGAUCGACGUCUGUCAAUUGAAGUAUGGGACUGGGACAGAACCACCAGGAACGACUUCAUGGGCUCUAUGUCAUUUGGGGUUUCUGAGCUCAUCAAGGCUUCUCAUUGUGGAUGGUACAAGCUCCUAAACCAGGAGGAAGGAGAAUAUUACAAUGUUCCCAUUCCUGAGGUAGACGACGUCAAUCUGGAGCUUCGACAAAAGUUUGAGAAAGCCAAGCUAGGCCAUGGUAAAAAGGUGAUCACACCAACAGACCACCGGCGGUUCAGUCUGCCCUCAGGUAACAUGGACAGGGUCCGGCUUAGUGACUUUAACUUUCUGGCCCUGCUGGGAAAAGGCAGCUUUGGAAAGGUAAUGUUGGCAGAGAUGAAGUCCACAGAGGAGCUUUAUGCCAUAAAGAUCCUGAAGAAAGACGUGGUGAUCCAGGACGACGACGUGGAAUGUACAAUGGUGGAGAAGAGGGUCCUGGCACUGAGAGACAAGCCGCCCUUUCUCACACAGCUCCACUCCUGCUUUCAAACUGUGGACCGACUUUACUUUGUGAUGGAGUACAUUAACGGAGGAGAUCUUAUGUAUCAUAUCCAGCGUAUGGGCAAGUUUAAGGAGCCACAGGCAGUGUUUUAUGCAGCUGAAAUAGCAGUUGGUCUGUUUUUCUUGCAUCGGAAGGGAAUAAUCUACAGGGAUUUGAAGCUGGAUAAUGUGAUGCUGGAUUGUGAGGGCCACAUUAAAAUAGCAGACUUCGGCAUGUGCAAAGAGAACUUGUAUGAAGGAAUGUCCACACGUACCUUCUGCGGCACCCCGGACUACAUUGCACCUGAGAUAAUAGCUUACCAGCCUUAUGGAAAAUCAGUGGACUGGUGGGCUUAUGGAGUUCUCCUCUAUGAGAUGUUGGCCGGGCAGCCUCCGUUUGAUGGUGAGGACGAGGACGAGCUCUUUCAAUCUAUCAUGGAGCACAAUGUGUCCUACCCAAAGUCCAUGUCUAAAGAGGCAGUGUCCAUCUGCAAAGGGCUGAUGACCAAGCAUCCAUCAAAGCGCCUCGGCUGCAGCUUGGAAGGUGAGCGGGACAUCAGAGAGCAAGCUUUCUUCAGACGCAUCGACUGGGAACGCCUGGCUAACAGAGAGAUCCAGCCACCUUUCAAACCCAAAGUGUGUGGGAAGGGAGCUGAGAACUUCGACAAGUUCUUCACGCGUACGCAGCCCAUGCUGACCCCUCCCGACCAGCUGGUCAUUGCCAACAUCGACCAGAGCGAGUUUGCUGGCUUCUCCUUCAUUAACCCUCAGUUCAUCCAUCCAUCUCUACACAGCGUGGUAUGAGGAGGAAAUACCCAACGCCCUACUGUCAACAGACUCAAAUGAUCCUCUAGUUUCUGCGUCAGAACAUAAUGCAAUUUAAGGGAAGGUGGAGAAUGGCAUGGCACUGAAAUUUCCGACUCAUCCUGUUGUGCGUUAUUCAGCCCAACUCUGUAUUCCCAAACUCCAAGCUGUAGUUUUCUGCCGUCCUACAGCCUUUUAUUAUGUGAAUGAAUGUGUCUCAGUAUCAGUUACUAUCUCUUUUGGUGUUAAAGGUACAAUACAGUUGUCCUUCGCAUCCCUACAAUGCAUAAAAGACUGGAGCAAGUUUUUUUGUUCUGCCUAAAUGUUAUCUACAUGUUUGUUACAUUUCUACACUCAGAAAGAGUUAGUACACUGUAACAAUAGUGCCAAAGUAGAGAUGGAGAUACAUUUCUAUUGCAGUUCUUGUUCCUCAUUUUCCACCUUUGGCCUUUCCUUAUCCUGUCGGUUUACUAAAACCCCUCAACAAGAGGCUGUUUGUAUCUGGUUUUUUUUUUGUAUGACGUAUUACUAGAGUAUAUCUGUCUCGAUCUGGACAGACUGAAUCAAACUGUAUUAUCGUUGCAAGCUGUCCUGCUCCUUUUUAGCGCAACAGAUCCUAGCUGCAGUGGACGAGUGUUAUUCAGAAAAAAAUUGAGUCGGCAAGAUGCUAUUUUUUCAUAUGCACAAAGCAGAUCUCUGUCGCAUGCUUAUUUUUUGACUCUGUGUGAGCCGUAGAGUCUAGGAUGCAGCUCACGUCUUGUAUGACUGUAAAACUUAGUGUUCCGAUAAAAGAAAUUCGUGUUCAUCAGAUUAAAGGUUUCCUACUGCGAAAACUUUUUGUUUCGGUUUUUGUGUUUGACUUUUGCUUUAGACUCCGAUAUUGUUUUUUUGUUUUGUGUGUAAAUAUGUUUUAAGAAGAGAAGUUACUUUCUGAUUUUAUACAACAAACUGAAUGUGAUUUUACUACCUUAGACGGUUUGAACAUUUCUAUGUUUAGAUUAGUCUUGGAAAGAGCUCUAUUUAAAGUUUGGCUGAUUCUUUGGUAGCUUUGGUAUCAGCAAACCUUGUCUUAUAUGUAUGUAUAGCAAGUAUUUAUCCUUUGUUUUCUACUACUCAGUGUCAUAUAGAGAAUAUGCAGCACUACCUGUUGGUGGAGCGAUUAUCCAAUGCCCCUCUUGCCUUGGUCCUGACAGGGUCGACUCCCUCUGUAGAAAAAAAACGAAUUCCAAACUGAGUCCUAAGCACCCUGUGUUUGAAAUGUGUUGUCUGUAUAUAUAUCGUUUGCAUGCAUGAGGCGAGGCCUGAUCCCAGCAUGAAAAAAGGCCCCUGCAUGAUAAAGAGAUGGUGGAGUUGUGCAGGAUGAAAAAACCAGCCAACAAUGUGUAUUUUCUUUCUGAUUUUUUUCUCUCCUCUUUCUCUGUCUUGUGAUCUAACCUGUUUGGCUAAAUAGCUCAGAUAUAAUCAAUAAGAUAUGAGAAUCCCUUAAGCUAUUUGUAUUCUCUGGUGCCAAAUACACAUUUAUGUCUUUUUUGCUACAGCGAGAUGUUAAUUAUCUUUCAAUAGAAAAUCUUUCAAAAAGCUAAUUUAUAGAUUCUUACAAAAUACUGAAAUUAAACAAAGCCUCCUGAUUUUGUUACAGUGACUUUAUUCAUGCCCGUUGAACAUUUUUUGUCAAAUUUAAAUGUCUUCUUUAGUAUUUUAUGUGACAGUGGAACACAAACUGGUCCAUAUUUGUAGAGCAGAGGGGAACUGAUGUAGUGACACAUCUUUUUGGGGUAUGUCAACACAGAAAAAAUGGUUAGGUAAUUUGUCAAGAGUUUAUAAGCAUUUUCUGUCAAAACUGCUGUUUUGGAUCAACUUUGAGUUGAAAAAGUGAUACUCUGGGUAUGAGUGGGAGCAAAUUUUCAGACCAAACAUUAUAUAACGUAAAGCAUGAGUGAAAGUUUUAUCUUAUGAGCGACUUUUAAUUAAUCUAACUCUUAAUUGAGGACAUUUUAAUCUUAAAAACAGCAAAGGAUAAAUUUUUACUCUUAGAGAGGGACCAAAUGUUCUAAAUAUUUUUUGUUAUUGUAGUAAAUUUCCUCUAACAGCUUUACUCACUCAGUCAGACUAGACAAAACACAUUUGUGAACAUUAGCCCUCAUUAGUCUGUCAUGCCAAGGACUCUGCAUUGAAUUUGUAGGAGGUAAAUUAGUAUAGAGGACAUCAGCAUUUUUUAAAGUAAACAUAUUUCUAAAGGUGCUAUUGAAAAAAAUGGUUCAGUACUAAUUUUACCCAUCUUAACUCAUGACUUUGGCUAGACCAUACUAACACAUGUGUAUGUUCCUAUUCAAACUCAACUGUUGUAGAUCUGGGGAUAUGUAAAUAAGAAAUUCUCCUAUUGGUCAACUUUGCAGCGAUCUUAAAGGUAUAGUGGAGGAUGUUCUUUUUCCGGGAGGAUCAUCAAAAUAAGUGGUCCUCCUAAUUGUCAAUCAUUCUGGUGAUAUGUUUAUGUAAGGCCAUCAUACAUG
This is a messenger RNA of Cyprinodon variegatus (sheepshead minnow), 4727 nucleotides long. It is a transcript of the gene prkcab, whose product is annotated as protein kinase C alpha type-like. The transcript has 17 exons. The record is from RefSeq and is a predicted model, not a curated record. Lineage: Eukaryota; Metazoa; Chordata; Actinopteri; Cyprinodontiformes; Cyprinodontidae. The coding region runs from base 205 to 2217 and encodes 670 amino acids. Gene Ontology annotation, biological process: protein phosphorylation. Gene Ontology annotation, molecular function: ATP binding; diacylglycerol-dependent serine/threonine kinase activity; zinc ion binding.